AUGCCGCCAAACAAACGUAAUGAUGCAAUAUCCACUAAGAGAGACAUAUUUGGCAGAGAUAUAUCAUAUCUACUGAGUUGCCUCCCAACGUUGGAAAAAGUUAAACAGAUCGAUUUAUAUUCUAGUGAUGCUGAAAAUGGUUAUACUCCAUUGCACGUUUCAUUGAAAAAUGGCCAUCUUAGGAAAGCGUUUAAGCUAUAUACGAUGUGGAAAGAUGAGGAAGAGUUUCUAUCACACAAAUAUGGAGGUAAUGUCCUCAAUCAGAAAGACAGAGAGGGUUUAACGCCCAUAGAGCUGUAUAAUGCUGUACUUCAAGUGCGCCUUCGGCGACUACCGAAAGGUUUAAGUUAUAAAACAUCUAAUAGCCAAGAUUUAACUGUUGAAUGGAACGAAACCAAGGAUACUGCAUCUUUUAACAUCAAAUCUGCAUUCAAAGUGUUACCUAAAAAUGGCGAAGAAACGAAGAUACUACGAGAAAAUGGUGGAUCUCAUCUCUUAAACUUUGGUUCAAAUGUCCACUAUCAAUUGGGAACUGGUGCCAAAGAUGAUCGUAAAAAUCUAUUCCAGUUAAAUAUAAAUCAACUUACUAAUAAUACAGAAUUAUCUUUCACUAACAGAAUAAAAACGUCCGUCAUGACUAGGUAUCAUUCUCUACUGACAACCUCAGAUGGCCGCCUUUACGUCUGUGGAAAUAGUGCUAGAGGAAGAUUAGGCCACGGCGCCACUGACAAACCGUUACUGACUUAUACAGAAAUACCACUUCCAGAAACUACAACCAUAAGAAUGUUGGCAACGAGUGAUAGUCAUUCAAUACUCCUCGUAGAUCAAGGUAAAAUACUAACAUGGGGCUGGAACUCCUACAGACAAUUAGGUUACCAAAGUGGUGGAAAGUUUUCUGAGGAAAAGAGUUCUGAAGGCUCCUUUGGCUCAGCGCCUAAGAGAGUUCAUUUUUUCGAUGACAAGGACAUCAAAAUGGUUGCUUGCUCUAACGUCCACUCCUGUGCACUCACUACAAAUAAUAUGCUGUAUAUUUGGGGGUUGGAUCUAGGACAAAUGGGUCGCUCCAAAUCGUCACAUUUAUCGCCUGACGCUGAAUAUAUGGGGCAUACGGGCCAUAUCGUCUCCAAUCCACAUCUUUUGAAUCUAUCACAUUUAAAGAUUGAACAAAUUAUAUGUACAGAAUUUGCAACAUUUAUACGAUCAGAGGGCAAUGUUCUCCAGGUAUUGUCAAACCAUUCUACAAGAGUCUUUAGGAUAACAAUGCCAAAGGCUCGUACUUUCAGAGAUGUCGAUGUGUUCAAUCAUUUCACACCUAGGGAGAUUUCUAGCAAAGUUAUGGAUAUGAAAUGUUCUAACUCUUAUGGAAACAAUUUAAGUUUCAGGUAUGAAUGUGGGAGAAUUGGCAUUAUUAGCUCAAAAGCUGCAUCGCCAGAUAUGUGGACAAAACUAAACAAUACUUUGCCAAUCACAAUAGCCUGGGUCCCAAAUUUCCAGUUCAAUAACUGUUUAGACUUUGACGUUGGUUCGAAAGGUAGCAUUAUUUUGUGUACAUUUGAAGGCGAUGUUCUAAUUUCUUCCAAAUCUGGCUCCUUCGACAAGGUUUUCAGUGAAAAAUUAGUAUCAGGAAGAGCUCUCUCAGUAUCAUGUGAUUCUUCUUUUGGCUCUUUUUCAAUCAUUAAAAAUGAAGUUAAUGGCAUUCCAGUAUCACUCUCCCAAGACGACUCUGUUAAUGGAUUCAAUAUAUACUCUCCGUUAUCUGGGAAUAUAAACGAUGGUAUCCAAGACAUUUACCAGGGCCUAGGAAACAACAAAUAUCUUUUUGAUGUGGAGUUUGUCACGAGCACAUCUGAAAGUCAUAUAUGCUACUGCCAUAAAUUCUUGUUAAAAAGCUGUUGUACUAAGUUAAUGAACUCACUAGAAAAUUACGGUACAUUUAUUACUAACGAUGGUAAUCUAUUGUUUAAGGUACCUUCUUCCUCCGACCGUACUGUUCUCAAAAUCAGUGUAUCAAGUGAUACCGAUCCUGAAGUUCCUCAAACCAUGAGGGAGAUAGUGCACUUUUUAUACACUGACCAAAAACCUUCCAAGCAACAGAUUACAAUAAGCUUGCUGGGUAUCACUGAGAGCUCGUUACAUGGUAUAAACCUAACGCAUCACCUAAAUGAUUUGCUAAAAUAUUGUUUUGAGUUUGGCAGCGCCACUAUAAAAUCCAGCAGAUUCGAAGAACCAGAUACAAUAAUCAACCUUAAAGAUGGUAAUUUGUACGCCCAUUCCCCUAUUUUAGCUGCCCAAAGUGCAUAUUUUCUCUCUUUCUUUGGUUCACGCUGGUACAAAACCGCGAAUAAAGGAUACAAAUGUAUUAAUAUGGACCACUAUGACAGGGGAACAUUUACGUACAUUUUGAAAGGCCUGUAUGGUGUCUCAAAUGAUAAUAUCUUCGAAGAUUUUACUUAUAACGUGUCCUCAGUAGAAUGUCUGCAACUCCUUUUGGAUCUACUUUUAGCUAGUGACGAACUCCUUUUACUCAACUUCAAGACCUAUUUAGAAAGUAAAAUCAUUAAUUUUAUUAAUUCGGAAACACUAAUCGCUAUUUUGAUGAACGCGUCAUACUGUAAUGCAACGCUGCUGUUAAAUGCAUGUUGCUGGUUUUUAGUUUGCAACAUUAGUAUACUUUUUACAAAAGAUAUUAUACCACUGAUUAAAAGUUAUUUCACUGAAGAAAUUUGGAAUUUAUUAGAAUCUUCAUGUAUCAAUUUUGAUGACACCCAGUCUAGAGUACCAGUAAACCGUUCUUGGUAUGAAGACUCCUCCAAGAAUUGGAUUAAACUUUUUGAAAAAGACAUCAAGUUAUUUAAUGAGGAAUUUGUUGGUGCUACAAACAAUUUCAAGCCAUUGUUUGAUCUAAAAAAGCAAAGUGGCUCUACAAAAGAACCUGAAAGACGUAGAUCAUCUACCACAGAAAAGGCUAGGAGGGAUUUAUUUGGCAAAAAAUAUGAGCCACACACUAUACCCUUGGCUCAAAUAGCUUCUUCCACCGAAACAGAAGGAUCUGUUGAAAGUUUCUGGUCAUACAGUGAAAAAGAAAACAACAAUUUGCUACCCUCAAAUGAUGCAGAACAUUUUACAAAAGUAACAAGCAGGACUAGACGUAAAUCUAGUGGAAACGAAGUGGUGCCGAUAAUAUUAAACAAACAAAGCCUACCUUCAGAAGUGGUUUUCCAUAUGCCAUCGGGUGCUUCAUCUUCAAAAUUGCCUUCUUUAAUGUCUAGUAUGGAUCUGGAUUUCAAUCGAAUUGAAAACAAAACCGAGGAAUCUACAAAGCUCACACAGUUUAAGAAAGAUUCUCAGAAACAAAGAAGAAAGUUAUUCAGGGACCAGCUCAAAGAAGAUCCUGAAAAAGGAGAUAACAAACAUAUUUGGAAUCAUGCAAAUGAUUCUAACAAAUCGUCUAGGAAAGGAGAGGCUACCAGAGCUUCUAGAAAACAAACGAGUUUACCGUCUUUAUUGGAUACGGACUUCAAUUCACUCAAAAAACAGACAAAAAAAAACAAAAAGAAGGGCACAAGUGCUGCCGCAACGGUUAAUUAUACAGAAUUUGUGAGUACUGGUAAUCCUGGUGGCAUAAGACCUUAUAUUACCGCAAGUAAAGGCGAGGAAAAUGAAAUUGCAAAUGUAUUUGGAAAUUCAAAUCCAUCAGCCGUCAGUACUUUAGAAGAACGGUUAGCCGCUCAAGAAUUUGAGAAAUGGUUUGCUCAAGAGAGUGCCAAGGUACAAAAAAAACUGAAGAAGAAGAGGGGAAACGCAAAAGAUGAAAUGCAGCUCGUUUAUUCUAGUUCCUCUAAUAUGCCUGAGAUGGUAGAUAAAACUGCUGAGCGAAAGCCAAGGAGAAAAUUAAAAGGCAAAUUUCCUAGUAAGCAUAAAAGCAAUAACACCAAUUUAUCUAAUCUACUAUAA
This is a messenger RNA of Kazachstania africana CBS 2517, 3954 nucleotides long. RefSeq lists its product as uncharacterized. Lineage: Eukaryota; Fungi; Ascomycota; Saccharomycetes; Saccharomycetales; Saccharomycetaceae. Bases 1 to 3954 code for a protein of 1317 amino acids. Gene Ontology annotation, molecular function: protein binding. The record is from RefSeq and is a predicted model, not a curated record. The transcript has a single exon.